This is a messenger RNA of Parnassius apollo (apollo), 348 nucleotides long. Lineage: Eukaryota; Metazoa; Arthropoda; Insecta; Lepidoptera; Papilionidae. The record is from the annotation of a GenBank genome assembly.
AUGUAUUCUCUUUAUUCAACUUCACAUGAAAAUCCUGUAAGUGACAAUAUUUACCGUAGAGAAUUCCACAAAUUAAAUUUAAGUUUCAAAAAACCAAAAGUGGACACAUGCCACACUUGCGACCUGUUUAAAAUUAAAUUAAACAUUGCUACGGACGAGACGAAAAAAUCUGCUCUUGAAACAGAACGGGACGCACACUUGCUAGCAGUUGAUAUGGUUUACAAUGAGAAGAAAUUUGACAAAAAUACCGCAGUUACAGAUAAAAAAAUCAAGUGUCUGUCUUUUGACCUACAACAAUGCUUGCCAACCCCAGCUUUGCAAUCAUCUGUAGCCUUUUACAAAAGAUAA